Messenger RNA from Purpureocillium lilacinum, 7752 nucleotides. The record is from RefSeq and is a predicted model, not a curated record. Lineage: Eukaryota; Fungi; Ascomycota; Sordariomycetes; Hypocreales; Ophiocordycipitaceae.
AUGGCUGAUACGCAGUCCCGUUCUUUGGCUGGGCCAGCCGUCCUAUUGUUUGGCCCCCUUGCCCUCUCUUUCGACUCCACACAACUCGCCAAGUUACGCGCCACCGUUGUUGGGGACUCCCAGCUUGCCUGGAUCCCUCAAACUCUUGGACAACUGCCUAGACUGUGGAAUAACAUCACGGCAACUCUUCCAGAACUUGAAGACGACACCGGGCACGUGAAACUGUCUAACUUGGCGGAAUUCUUCACCUCUGAACAGCAUUCUGAGCUCAAUAUCACUUAUCCCUUACCGAAUAAGCUGCUCAUUCCGCUGGUCGUCAUUUCACACUUGACCCAGUAUGCGGCUUUUAUCGAGCAAAUCAACCCAGAGGUCGACGGCCGCAUCGACCCCUUUGACGGAGGAAUCCUGAAUGGCAAAGAGUCACUUGGGUUUUGCACGGGCCUCCUCAGCGCAUUUGCCGUUGCAAGUGCGCAGAACAGGAAGGAUUUCGAGAAAUAUGGCGCCGUGGCCAUACGGCUUGGAAUGCUAGUUGGCAUGGUUGUUGAUGCCCAGGGGAACACCUCCCCCGCCAAGUGUCUUGGGGUGUCUUGGUCUUCUGACAAGGGGACAGAGGAGUUGAGAAGGAUACUGGAUGAGUUCACAGAGGCCUACGUAUCCGUCGAGUACGAUGAACAUCGUGCGACAGUAACGUCGCUUAUCUCAGAUAUCCAGAAGCUCCAUCAAAGGCUCAAGCAAGCUGGCUUCAUCUCGUCAGAGAUCGGCCUAUAUGGGCGCUUUCAUGGAAGAUGCCAUCUGGACAUCCUGCCAAGUCUGAUCCAGCUGUGCGAUGCAAACCCGGACCUUCAGUUUCCGGACGCGUCUCAGAUCAGACUUGCGGCCCGGUCCAAUGACGGAGGUCGGCUCAUCGAACAGGGCAGUUUGCAUCAGCAUGCUCUCAAGUCAAUUCUGACCGAACCUCCCAAAUGGCACCAAACAAUGUCUACACUGCGGCAGACCACGCUUUUGGACAAGGAAACGCUCAUUAUAUCUUUUGGAUCCGAGCGUUGCGUUCCACCGUCGCACAUUCUGUCCCUCAAUGGACAAGUCGUGCACCUGGCGGACAUUGACUUUGCGACGCAACAUCGUGGAGCCUCGGACAAUGACAUUGCUGUCAUUGGCAUGGCUUGCAAGGUGGCAGGCGCCAACAACCUCGAAGAAUUCUGGGACCUCCUUUGCGCAGGAAAGUCGCAGCAUAAGGAGGUUCCCAAGGAGCGGAUGUCGUUUGAGACAACGGCCUUUCGUGACGUUGAUCCGAAACGAAAGUGGUUCGCGAAUCUGGUCGAUUCCCCGGACGAAUUUGACCACAAGUUCUUCAAGAAAAGCCCUCGGGAAAGUGCCACAAUGGAUCCUCAGCAGCGGCUGCUUCUGCAGAUAGCCUAUCAGGCUGUCGAACAGUCCGGCUACUUCCAGUCCCAGGCUGACGAAAAGGACAAGCGCAUCGGCUGUUACAUUGGACUCUGUGCUACCGACUAUGAGAACAACAUUGCUUGCCACCCAGCCAAUGCAUUUUCGGCAACUGGCAACCUCCAGGGCUUCGUCGCCGGCAAGGUCAGCCAUCAUUUCGGAUGGACUGGGCCGGGCCUGACUAUUGACACGGCCUGCUCGUCGUCUGCGGUAGCAGUUCAUCAGGCCUGUCGGGCGAUCAUCAACGGAGAGUGUACAGCUGCACUGGCCGGCGGCACUCACGUUAUGACCAGCCCAUUAUGGUUUCAGAAUCUGGCUGGCGCAUCCUUCCUGAGCACGACAGGGCAGUGCAAGCCAUUUGAUGCCAAAGCAGAUGGCUACUGUCGUGGCGAAGGGGUGGGCGCAGUCUUUCUGAAGCGUCUGUCUGCUGCCGUAGCAGAUGGUGACCAGAUCCUUGGUGUCGUGGCCGCCUCCGGUGUCCAACAAAACCAGAAUUGCACCCCAAUCUUCGUCCCCAACGCCCCGUCUCUGUCAGACCUCUUCCGCACAGUCGCCAGGAAGGCCCGUCUUGAACCUAGUCAGAUCUCGGUCGUCGAGGCUCACGGAACGGGAACCGCCGUUGGUGAUCCGGCUGAAUACGACAGCAUUAGACAGGUUUUCGGCGGUCCUGUUCGCUCGAGGCCGUUGAUGCUCAGCUCAGUCAAGGGCCUCGUCGGUCAUGUGGAAUGCACUUCAGGCAUUGUGUCUAUGAUCAAAGUCCUCUUGAUGAUCAAUAAGGGCAUGGUGCCGCCACAGGCCAGCUUCUCCUCGAUCAAUCCCGCUAUUGGUGCUUCUCCAACAGACAGGAUCAGCAUCCCGACCAAGCUGCGUCCCUGGGAGGCAGAUUUCCGGGCAGCUCUGGUCAACAAUUAUGGUGCAUCAGGCUCCAAUGCGUCGAUGGUCCUGACGGAAGCACCAAGGGUUGCCAAAAUACUGUUGCCCAAGUCGGACCGGGACCUUGCCCAACUCAAAUACCCGAUCUCGCUCUGCGGUCUGGAUGAUCAGAGCCUCCGACGGUACGCCCAGUCACUCUUGCAGUACCUCGGAAGCCGCGCCGACGCGUCCGAUGAGGAUCUGUCUAUCAGCAAUGUCGCAUUCAACUUGGCCCGACAAAGCAAUCGGGGACUUGAUCGGCAUCUGAUCUUGACGGCGCAGACGACCUCCGAGCUGAGAGACAUACUCGGGAGCUACCUCUCUGGGAAGGCUCUGGUCCCCUCCCUUCCUCCGAUUGCCUCCCUUCCGAAACCCCAGGACAGACCCGUCAUACUUUGUUUUGGCGGCCAAAUAUCGACGUUUGUUGGGCUAGACAGCCGCUUAUACGACAGUAUAGUUGUCCUGAAGAAGCAUCUCGGUCGCGUCGACGCCGCUGCUCGAUUCCUAGGUGCAGGGAGCAUCUUCCCUAGUAUUUUCCAGCGCUCGCCCAUCAAGAGCAUUGUCAAAUUGCAGACAGUCCUGUUUGCAAUGCAGUAUGCAUGCGCGCGAAGCUGGAUUGAGUCUGGGCUCAAACCAAGCGCCGUCGUUGGCCACAGUUUCGGCGAACUCACCGCGCUGUGCAUCGCACAGGCCUUGUCAAUGGAAGACGCGCUCAAGCUGGUCAUCAGACGUGCGACCACAAUCCAAGACUCGUGGGGCCCCGAGAAAGGAGCCAUGAUGGCAGUCGAGGCGGAACUUGGAGAUCUCCAGAAGCUCCUUGCCGAGUCCGAGGCUGAAGCAAAGGGAGUCACUAUUGCAUGCUACAAUGGUCCCAAGAGUUUUACCCUCGCCGGUCCUGACGCGUCAGUUGACGCGGUCGCAGACGCCAUGAACAAGAUGCCCAACUCUGUGCCGAUUCGAGCCAAAAAAUUGAACGUCACGAAUGCGUUUCACUCCACUCUCGUUGAACCAUUGAUGACGAAACUGCAGGAGGGCGCUCGCGGACUAACUUUCCGCGAACCGACAAUCCCUAUAGAACGGGCCACUGAAGGUUCUUGGCAGGGAAAGUUCUCUUCCAAGUUCGUCGCGGAGCAUCUUCGUCAGCCCGUGUACUUCAAUCACGCCAUACAGCGUCUCGCAAAGCGGUAUCCAACCGCUGUCUUCUUGGAAGCCGGCUCCUCUUCCACUAUCACGACAAUGGCGAGCAGAGCACUUGGGAACCCCGGCGCAACUCACUUCCAGGCCAUCAACAUCAACGCAGAGAACAGCUGGAACAACCUCGUCGACUCGACGGCCAAUCUGUGGAGAGCCGGCGUGCCUGUGCAUUUCUGGGGUCAUCAAAACAGCCAGACGAAGCAACAUACGCCACUCCUGUUGCCCCCUUAUCAAUUCGACGGAACGAGACACUGGCUUGACUUGAAGACGCCGCCCAAGGUCUCUGCACUUCCGGAGCCGUCGACCACAAUCGCCACCAAGCCACCCAAGACUCUGUUGGAGUUCCAAGGCUAUCUCGACAAUGAGAAUCGGGUCGCGCGUUUCAGGAUUAAUACGGCAAUUCCUGAAUAUGAGAAGUUCGUCAAGGGCCAUAUCAUCGCAAACACCGCACCAAUCUGCCCAUCCAUUGUUCAACUGGACAUGGUCAUAGAGGCCGCUCGAACUUUGCAUUCGGACUCGGGUUCUCCAAAGCUCGAACCGCAAAUCCAUCUCGUGGACAACCUGUCGCCCCUUUGCGUCAAUCACAGACGGACGGUCUUCAUUGAGAUCGAAAAGGAAAUGCAACUUUCAGGUUUCCGUGUCUUCAGUACGGAUGGGACGAAAGGUGGAGAUCAGAUGGUGCACACGACUGGCAAAAUUGACUUUUGUGCCGCCGAAGACGUGUGUCUCAGGCUAGAAUUUGCCAGAUUGGAACGCUUCAUGGGACACAGGCGAUAUCUGCAGAUGAUGAGCAGCCCCGAUGUCGACGAGAUUUUGUCUCACCGAAACAUCUACAACAUCUUCUCGGAGAUCGUCGAGUACUCUGAGCACUAUCGUGGGCUUCAGAAGCUGGUCGGGCAGGGCAACCAGUCAGCUGGUUGUGUUACCAGGGUCAGCCACAAUGAGCCCGGAGUCGAGGACGCAUACUUCACAGAGGCUGUUUGCCAGGUGGGUGGCAUCUACGUCAACUGCAUGACUGGCCGAGAGCCUGGUGAUAUGUUCCUUGCCAAUGGCAUUGAACGCUGGAUACGUCUUCCGAAAGCACAGCAGCCCGAUACCCUUCACGUGCUGGCAACUCAUCACCAACCGUCAGAAAAGGCAUUCCUGACUGACGUGUUUGUGUACAACCCUGACGAUGGCUCGUUGAUUGAGGCUAUCCUUGGCAUUAGCUUUGUCAAGGUCGCCAAAAGUACGAUGCAAAGACUCCUGACUCGGCUCUCUCCAGGGGUAGACUCCAAGCCAACUUCCAAGGCAGCCAUCGUUGAUGAAGCGGGGACGUUGGAGACACAAUUGCCACUCGGGCACGUCAACUUCGAGUCGGUACCGCGUCGUGAGGCCGUGCCGCCUAAAGCCCAGAAGGCUUCGAAACCCUCGGGCAUAGAUGUUGUUCCUAAAGUCAAGGAAAUUCUCGCAGACCUGUCUGGCCUCGAGCUGCAUGAGAUCAGGAAUGACAGCGGUCUUGCAGACUUGGGCAUCGACUCGCUCAUGGGUAUGGAGAUGGCGCAUGAGAUUGAGUCCGCUUUCAAGAUCACUCUUCCUCAAGACGAGCUCAUGGAGAUCAUUGAUAUGCCCGGCUUGAUCAGAUGUGUACAAAAGGCGGUCGGCAACCCGGUUGACUCCGACACUGAGCCUGACCAAGACGAUUUAGAUGCGAGGGACAGCUCCGACACCCGCAGUAACUCCUCGUCCGAUCAUCAAACCACAAUCACAACGCCUCAAGCAGAUACAGAUGUCGAGUUCGCAGGCGAACUCAAGCUUCCCCUCGAAACUGUUCUUGAGGCCUUCAACCAGACCAAGUCACUGACGGACGAAAGGAUUGAAGAAUACAGCCAAACGAAAUAUGUAUCGCACGCGAUGCCUAUGCAGACACAAAUGUGCAUCAUGCUUACUCUGGAAGCCUUUGAGAAGCUUGGAGUCCCUUUGCGGCUGGCAAGGCCAGGGCAGAAGUUCCCGCGGAUUUCGCAUCCCAAAGAGCACAGCCGCUUAGUCGAGUAUCUCUACAAGAUGCUUGACAGAGAGUCGCAGCUCGUCACUGUCGAUGCUGAGUUCAUCACGCGAACGGCCGUGCCGUACCCUGCCAAGUCCAGCAAGGAAGUCUACGAGGAUCUUCUCCAGCAGUUCCCGGACCAGGACACGGCAAACAAGCUCACCUUCUACACCGGGUCCAACUUGGCAGAGGUGCUGCAAGGCAAAACAGACGGGAUUAAACUGGUCUUCGGCACGACCGAGGGCCGCGAACUUGUCUCCGGCUUAUAUGGCGAAUGGCCCCUCAACCGGCUGUUUUACAAGCAAAUGGAAGACUUUUUGUCUCGGCUUGCUUCGAAGCUGCACAGUCACGCCGAUGGACCGCUCAAGAUCCUGGAAAUGGGCGCAGGCACUGGUGGAACAACGCGCUGGAUUGUUCCGCUCCUGGCAAGUCUUGAUUUGCCUGUCGAGUACACAUUCACGGACCUCGCCCCAUCGUUUUGCGCCCUGGCCCGGAAGAAGUUUGGAAAGUCUUAUCCUUUCAUGAAGUUCAGAACGCAUGAUAUCGAGAAGGCUCCUGAGGCGGACUUGGUUGGGACUCAGCACAUCAUCAUCGCCAGCAACGCUGUGCACGCGACCAGAGAUCUGUGCGAGUCUACCGGAAACAUGCGGAAGCUUCUGAGACCUGAUGGCCUUCUACUCAUGCUCGAGAUGACGGGAACAAUGUACUGGGUCGACAUGAUUUUCGGGCUGUUUGAGGGCUGGUGGUUGUUCGAUGAUGGCCGCACUCAUGCAGUCACAGACGAGAAGAGAUGGGCCAAGGACCUUCAAUCGGUCGGCUACGGACAUGUCGACUGGACCGACGGCCAGCGAGCAGAAAACAGCGUCGAGAAACUGAUCAUUGCAAUGGCUUCGGGCCCGAGUUAUGUGCAGCGCUAUACCGAUGGCUUUGGGGCAGGAUUAGGUCAAGGGGACUUCCCCUGUGUUAGCUCCUCGGCCGCCAUAUCUUUCGUGGUAACUGGUGCGACUGGGAGUUUAGGCUCACACCUUGUUGCCGACCUCGCGCGCCGGGCGGAUGUCAAACGCGUCAUCUGCCUCAAUAGACCGAGCAAGCUUGACCCAAGGCAGCGGCAGCUAAACUCAUUCGAGAACAAGGGCAUCGAUCUUUCUAAAGACUGUUUGGAGAAGCUGGUGGUGUGGGAGACGGACCUCUCAAAGCCUCAAUUGGGCCUGGCCAGGGACGACUUCGAGGGACUGUUGAGCGAUGCGACGCACAUCGUUCACAACGCGUGGCUGAUGAACGCCAAAUGGCCUGUCAAGCGAUUUGAGCCGCAGUUCCAGAUCUUGAGGAACUUAGUGGACGCCGCGUUGGGCGCCUCUGAGAAAACCCGAAACAAGAUCGGCUUCCUUUUCGUAUCCUCGAUCGCUACCGUUGGACAUUGGCCGUUGCACACGAACAACGCAAAUGUGCCCGAGGAGCGAAUGGCAAUUGAAUCGGUCUUGCCUACGGGAUAUGGCGAUGCGAAAUACAUCUGCGAGCUUAUGCUGGACGAAACGCUCCACCGGUACCCCGAUCGCUUCAAUGCCAUGACCGUCCGUCCUGGCCAGGUGGCUGGGUCUAGCAAGAGCGGCUAUUGGAACACGAUGGAGCAUCUAUCGUUCUUGAUUAAGUCGUCGCAGACUCUCAAUGUUCUGCCGGAUCUCGACGGCCUUCUCUCUUGGACGCCUGUCGACACGGUUGCGGCCACGGUUAUCGAUCUCAUCACGCACUCGCAUGAUAAGCGGUCUGGGGCGGAGAGUGGUUCCGAAGGCUGUACUGACUCACCCCAGCGCAUGGCCCCGUAUCCUGUGUACCAUAUUGACAACCCGAUCCGCCAGUCGUGGCAAGACAUGCUUCCGACGAUAGCCGACGGUUUGAACAUUCCCAGGCAGGGUCUCGUUGACCUCGAUGAGUGGGUACGGCGGGUGAAAGACCAUCCACGAAAGGGAGUUGAGGGCCCAGAUGGAGACAAUCCCGCAAUUCUUCUUGUCGACUUUCUCGAGGGUAAUUUUGUCCGCAUGUCGUGCGGGGGCCUGCUGCUCGGGACCACCAAGGCACGGGAGCAUUCACGAACGCUCGCAGCUUGUGGCGCCGUGAGCGACGAUUUGGCGCGGCUUUUCCUGCAAAGCUGGAAGGAUAAGGGGUUUCUGAAAUCUUAG